This is a messenger RNA of Aspergillus tanneri, 1164 nucleotides long. RefSeq lists its product as uncharacterized. The record is from RefSeq and is a predicted model, not a curated record. NCBI's taxonomy places the organism in Eukaryota, Fungi, Ascomycota, Eurotiomycetes, Eurotiales, Aspergillaceae. The coding region runs from base 1 to 1164 and encodes 387 amino acids. The transcript has a single exon.
AUGCCACCAAAAUUCAACCCGAGUCCACCAGCAACGAUAGAGUCGCUGCCCGUGGAGAUCAUCCAGAUGAUAUAUGUAUGUGCGUUGGAGCCCAACCUUGCUCGGGCAUCCCCUCUUAUUGCCAAAGCGGUAUCCGAGAAGAUGUUCUAUGAUAUCUUCUUGAUGCAUGCAUUCUGGUAUGAUCCUCACGGUAUUAUUACUACUGGAUCUCAGUCGUCCUCCACGCAGGGGGAACAGAUGGCUGUAAAUGCACGAUCCGAUCCUGGUGCUUUGCCAGAUUGGUACCAACAACUCUCCUUCGAUGAACAACGUCGACUGCAAGCCCAGGUGACCAACUGCCGCUGGUUCACUCCGAGUCGAUUCCAGGAAGCCAUUCAGAGCUUGUUUCAGUGGACAUACCGAUCUGUCACCUGCCAUUCAAUUAACCUGGAUGCCAGACCCCUAUCAACUCCGGCAACUGUUGUUCAAUUUUGGCGGGAGUCAAUUUGGCACGUGCGCCCUCUCCCAGGGCAGGGCGAGCCCCAUACAAUGCUAGGCCAUGAAAAACUCCUUCGAAUACCGCUAAUCCGUCUCUUCAAUAUCCCUACCAAGAUCCUUCGCGGCCCUUGGGAUAAAGACCGGAUCGACCUGCUGAGAACUCUCCAUUUGGAGCUGCUCAGGCUGCUUUGGUGGCGUUGCACGAGGAGUGUUGCCGAGCAGCCGCAGUUGCCCCGGCCAACUUUGGACAAAGAUGAAUGCUUCCAAGGCAUGGAAGACGCCAUCAUUGAGCAGCAGGAAACCGCGCUUCUUCACCUCCUUCGGUUUUUCGAACUUUUGGGAUCCACCCAUGACCAGGCCGGCCAAACCUACCGCCCUGUACUUCCGGAGAGCCUCUAUCGCAGCGCCAUCCUGCACCACCCAGCCGAUUCCACCUUCCUGUUGCCACUCAUUGAAGCUAGUGCAACCUCCUUGCCGGACAUACCAGAGGUCCACUGCUGGGCAGCCGCCGCUCGCGAUCGUGGCGACCCUUUAGGUGUGAGCGUACCGGAAAUUUUGGAGUUAAAUCACCUGCGAAAAGAGACCUCCUUGAACUACUGCCAGCGUAUUUUGGGCCACAUACUGGUAAAGCUGGUGCAUCUACUUGGAAGCCUAGGCGACCGCUGGCGCCAAAGAAGUCGUUCGUGA